Calliphora vicina (urban bluebottle blowfly) is the source of this 591-nucleotide messenger RNA. RefSeq names its product protein FAM136A-like. Lineage: Eukaryota; Metazoa; Arthropoda; Insecta; Diptera; Calliphoridae. The record is from RefSeq and is a predicted model, not a curated record. The transcript has 2 exons. Gene Ontology annotation, cellular component: cytoplasm. Bases 71 to 517 code for a protein of 148 amino acids.
UUAAAUGCAUUUACAAUUUUUGGUUUAAAUUUUCCUUAAAUAUACAAUUUUAUACACAUUUUUCUAAAAUAUGAUUGAAGAUCAACGUAAACGAGUCGAAAAGGCUGUUGCCGACAUGAUACAGGACAUGUACAAGAGUCACUUAAGAAAAAUGCAAUCAGACAUGCAUUUGUGUGCGGUCAACUGUUGCGAUGAUCUCAAUCGCCGACCCAGUCUAGACAACGUUCAAUCCUGUAUAGAAGAUUGUGCUGCGCCGUUGCUGAGAGCCCAGGACUAUGUACAACAUGAAUUACGGCAAUUUCAAUCGAAUCUCCAAAAUUGUGUAAUGCAAUGCAAUGAUGAUGUUCGUAGCAAUGUGCCAUUGAAUACUCAUGAAUCUGAUAUUUCAAAAUAUCGCUAUCAGUUUGAACGUUGCACUAUGAAAUGUGCAGACAAAUAUAUUGGACUUAUACCGAGUAUGAUGCGAUCUAUAAAAACGGUUUUGGCCAACGGGCCUAACGAUAUAAACCAGGCCUGAAUGGCCUAAUGGAUGUAAAAAAAUAUUACUUUAAGAUCGUCACAUGUAUUUUUGAAAAUAUAUACAAUCGAUGA